Messenger RNA from Lodderomyces elongisporus, 930 nucleotides. RefSeq names its product Sec63 complex subunit (gene SEC62). Gene Ontology annotation, biological process: post-translational protein targeting to membrane, translocation. The record is from RefSeq and is a predicted model, not a curated record. Bases 1 to 930 code for a protein of 309 amino acids. NCBI's taxonomy places the organism in Eukaryota, Fungi, Ascomycota, Pichiomycetes, Serinales, Debaryomycetaceae. Gene Ontology annotation, cellular component: endoplasmic reticulum membrane; endoplasmic reticulum. The transcript has a single exon.
AUGGCUACCCCAGCACCGGCAAACGGGCAAUUUCAAAUCCAAACCACUGGUCAGAGAUCACCAGUGGCAACGAGGAUUGCAAAUUUUCUUUUCAAAAACUCCAUUUUGAAACAAAGGACAGGAUUACUAGAUAACACAAAUGACUUAGAUUUCUUCAAAUACAAACGUUUUGAAAGGGCAUUGCUCAGCGACGAUUACAAGUCUAGACAGCAAAAUCCCAAGAAUGGAUUGCCACCUAUUUCCAAUGCCCAAGAAGUGCAAAGAAUCUUUAUACUAUUGAUUCAAAAUCAAUUGAUUUUACCUGUAACGAAAUUACACUAUGCCGAAGUGAAGGCAAUUAAGGGAUGGAAACCAAAUAGAGAAAAGCCCACAUUGAAGAAAGCAGAAAAAGCAGUGAUUGACCCAAACUCAUAUUUUGGAUGGCUUUAUACUAAACCCAACCCAUUUAUCCUAUUAUAUAGUAUCUUGGCCAUUGCGGGUGUUUUUGCCGUGAUAUUGUUCCCACUUUGGCCAACAUUCAUGAGAAGAGGUGUGUGGUAUUUGUCUAUGGGUGCAUUGGGUCUUAUUGGAUUAUUUUUUGCCACGGCGAUUGUUAGGUUAAUCAUAUAUAUUAUAUCGCUUGUAGCGUUCCCCAAGCCGUUCUGGUUGUUUCCAAACUUGUUUGAAGAUUGUGGGGUUAUUGAAAGUUUCAAGCCAUUAUAUGGAUGGGAAGAGCCCAAGCAAAAGAAGAGAAAGGGAAAAAAGACCAAAAAGAAUAAGAAAACAGAUGCCGAAGGAGCAGGAGCAGGGGCAGGGGCAGGUGCUGGAGAGGACGAAAAGAUUGAGCACGUGUUGACAAAGAAAGAAAAAGAAGCGGCUACUGGAGUUGAGACUGCAGCUAAUGGAAAUGUUAACAGAAGAAAAGUCACAGUUGAAGAAGUAGCAGAGUAA